Molecule: messenger RNA, 1005 nt
Organism: Alosa alosa (allis shad)
Lineage: Eukaryota; Metazoa; Chordata; Actinopteri; Clupeiformes; Clupeidae
Product: small leucine-rich protein 1-like
Exons: 2
Coding region: 125-358 (77 amino acids)
Source: RefSeq, a predicted model, not a curated record
UAGCAAGGCGGCUUUUUUUGAUGGGGAGGGGGGACGUCUGUCAUUGGCCUCUAAAGACCACUCUGGAAUAAACCACCAUUUUUCUCAGGGAGACAGUGUGAACUGUAGAGAGGGAGAGAGAACCAUGUCUUCGUUGGCCAUGUUCCUCAAGGAGCUUCCAGGAUGGUUCUUAUGGGGAGGAAUCUUUCUGCCGGUCGCCCUGCUCUUGCUGCUGCUCAUAGCUCAUCUGGAGUGGAAACUACAGGAAACAGAGGCAGAGCUGUCGGCGGCACCGCAUCCCAGAGACACGGCGUACCGCUUCUGCUACGGCACACGGCUGUCACCACGACGCCGGGCUGGGCAACGCAUGCACACUUGACGUACCACCGGAGGCGGGAGGACAGCGCCAGAAAGUGCUCUGGACCGUGAGGACUAGACAGAUCUUUGGGUGCAGUGGUGGUGAAUGUUCAUCACAAUGGCUCAGAUGACUUCUUGAGAGAGCAUGUUCAAAGCACCCAAAUGGGUAAAUUGUUGGCCUGAUCUAGAACUUCAGGUGAAGACUGUGACAAGACCCUGGGACUGGGAACACAAGGGUCCAUUAAACAUGGAAAGAGAAGGAUCCAAAUGGGUUUCGUAUAAUGUUCAAAAGCCAGUGGAUGUUAAAAGCAGCCUUGCAUGGCUCUGACUGUUACUCUGUUAAGCUUCCGGGAUGUGAGGCGGGGGCGAAGUGACUGCUGGGAGGCUGGAGGUGUUACAGGGUUCCAGAUCUGGAGGGUAAGAGUAAGCCUCUUACUGGACUUCCUCACUCCAGCUCAACAAACACUCUGCUACCAGCAAGCAGCGCAGACAAUGCCCUCGCGUCAAAGAGUGUUUGUGUGCUAACCUGAAUAACGACCAGAUUUGUAUGCAUGUUGGGAUGUGUGUGAUCUUGUGGGAGUAAGGGGUAAACAGAAUUUUAAGUCCCUAGAAUGGUUUGUUUGCGAGGAAAUGUGUAUGGAUUGACCUUUUAUAAAAGUUAUGAAUCUA